CCGCUAGGCUUCCCCGCUUCGGCCUGUCCCCCCUACCGACCCCUCCCCAUGUGAGCGCGGUGGGGCGAGCCGGGAGCGGGAGGAAGAGGAGGACCUACGGCCGUCGGCCGGAAGGCAGCUGGCAGCAGGCCCAAGCGAGCGGCGCCGCGUUCAUGUUCCGUCAGGAGCAGCCGCUGGCCGAGGGCAGCUUCGCGCCCAUGGGCUCCCUGCAGCCGGACUCAGGCAACGCGAGCUGGAAUGGGACUGAGGCGCCGGGGGGCGGCGCCCGGACCACCCCCUACUCCCUGCAGGUGACGCUGACGCUGGUGUGCCUAGCAGGCCUACUCAUGCUGCUCACCGUGUUUGGCAACGUGCUGGUCAUCAUCGCUGUGUUUACAAGCCGUGCGCUCAAGGCGCCCCAGAACCUCUUCCUUGUAUCGCUGGCCUCGGCUGACAUCCUGGUGGCCACACUCGUCAUCCCCUUCUCCUUGGCCAACGAGGUCAUGGGCUACUGGUACUUCGGCAAGGCGUGGUGCGAGAUUUACCUGGCGCUCGACGUGCUUUUCUGCACUUCGUCCAUCGUGCACCUGUGCGCCAUCAGCCUGGACCGCUACUGGUCCAUCACGCAGGCCAUCGAGUACAACCUGAAGCGCACGCCGCGCCGCAUCAAGGCCAUCAUUGUUACCGUGUGGGUUAUCUCGGCCGUCAUCUCCUUCCCACCGCUCAUCUCUAUAGAGAAGAAAGGCGCCGGUAGCGGCCCGCAGCCUGCUGAGCCACGCUGCGAGAUCAACGACCAGAAGUGGUACGUCAUCUCGUCGUGCAUCGGUUCCUUCUUCGCGCCCUGCCUUAUCAUGAUCCUUGUCUACGUGCGCAUCUACCAGAUUGCCAAGCGCCGCACCCGCGUGCCACCCAGCCGCCGGGGUCCAGACGCCACCGCCGUGCCGCCGGGGGGCACGGAGCGCAGGCCCAAUGGCCUGGGUCCAGAGCGUGGCGCGGGUCCCACGGGUGCAGAGAUCGAACCGCUGCCCACCCAGCUCAACGGCGCCCCGGGGGAUCCCUCGCCAGCCGGGCCGCACGAUGCAGACGCGCUGGACCUGGAGGAGAGCUCGUCGUCCGAGCACGCUGAACGGCCCCCGGGCCUCCGCAGGCCCGAUCGGGGGCCCCGGGCCAAGGGCAAGGCCCGAGCGAGCCAGGUGAAGCCUGGGGACAGCCUGCCUCGGCGCGGGACGGGGGUGGCAGGGCUCGGGACGCCGGCGGCAGGGCCCGGGGACGAGCGCGGCGGGGGCUCUAAGGCGUCGCGCUGGCGCGGUCGGCAGAAUCGCGAGAAACGCUUCACCUUUGUUCUGGCCGUGGUCAUCGGCGUAUUCGUGGUGUGCUGGUUUCCCUUCUUUUUCACGUACACGCUCACGGCCGUCGGCUGCCGUGUGCCGCUCACGCUCUUCAAGUUCUUCUUCUGGUUUGGCUAUUGUAACAGCUCGUUGAACCCAGUCAUCUACACCAUCUUCAACCACGACUUUCGCCGCGCUUUCAAGAAGAUCCUGUGUCGCGGGGACAGGAAGCGUAUCGUGUGAGCUCCCGGCAGACCGCCGGCGCACAGACUCAUGCCAAUGGCAGGAAGCGGAGACCCGGGGGUGCGCCUACAUAGCCUGGGCAUUCUGAACCCGGCUUCUGCGUUUGUUGCCCUGGGGGUUUACUCUGCUGCCUCCUGCAGGCAUAUGCUCUACCCAACCAGGGAGAAGUUC
Chrysochloris asiatica (Cape golden mole) is the source of this 1721-nucleotide messenger RNA. RefSeq names its product adrenoceptor alpha 2A (gene ADRA2A). NCBI's taxonomy places the organism in Eukaryota, Metazoa, Chordata, Mammalia, Afrosoricida, Chrysochloridae. Gene Ontology annotation, molecular function: alpha2-adrenergic receptor activity. The transcript has a single exon. Gene Ontology annotation, cellular component: membrane. Gene Ontology annotation, biological process: regulation of vasoconstriction; regulation of smooth muscle contraction; platelet activation. The record is from RefSeq and is a predicted model, not a curated record. The coding region runs from base 153 to 1550 and encodes 465 amino acids.